This is a messenger RNA of Ziziphus jujuba (common jujube), 850 nucleotides long. RefSeq lists its product as uncharacterized. The transcript has 3 exons. The record is from RefSeq and is a predicted model, not a curated record. Bases 277 to 816 code for a protein of 179 amino acids. Lineage: Eukaryota; Viridiplantae; Streptophyta; Magnoliopsida; Rosales; Rhamnaceae.
CCCAAAACCCCUGAGUGCCCUCUCUCUCUCUCUCUCUCUGCUUCGCAUUCGCAUUGCACAAGUUGCAGAUCGCUGCCGGCGAAAAGCAAUUUGUGCCACCGUUUCCGUCAACUCAGGUCAGCCUUGAUUUCCAUUUUUUUUUCCCUCAUCUUCCUAGCAGUCCUAAAAUCACCGUAGGUUGCUUGAAUUCUUGCUAUCUUCUUCCACAUUCAUGGUGUGUGACUGCUAUCGUACUCUGUGUGUGACGUCUCGUGGAUUGGCUGAACAAUUUUAGAUAUGUGCUUUUGUACCAAGCCUGGAAACGCAUUGAAGCCAGCUUCCGAAGAUUCAGUGCAACCACUUUUAGCCCCCCAAUACAAUGGAGAAGAAAUGAUAAAGGUUGCAAAAGCAAUGAGAGCUCUGCGAGUCUCUGCUGUUAAGUUGUUGUUAACCUUCAUCGUUUCUAAGAUUCUGCUUCUCAUUGCUGUUAAAAAUCUCUGGAUUCCAGUGCGAUCAUGUGUCAUUCCCUUAUUUUUCCAAGACAAAGCGGUUAACAUUUUAAUGUUUAAGAAGCUGUUUCAAUACUAUUCUCUGAAAAGGAAGGAAAACAAGCUGGUCAACAAUGUCUCCCUCACUCAGACAGCCAUGCUCAUGCUUAAACUUCUCUUUUCCAUCUUAAUUUUCUUUGUGGCUUUUGCGUCGGUGAUGCAUUUCGCUUACUGUCUUUUUUUUCCUGUACCAGUGUCUCUCAUGAAUUUGGGUUUUGUUCUAGUUCAUUUUACCUUAACUGUUGUCUUUUCUUGGUUUGUAUUUUGGUUCAACCUUGAUGUUAUAUAAGAGAGAAAUAUCAAAACAAUAUCUUUGCCCACUA